AUGGCGUCAACAGCAAGGAGAUCUUCGACCCUGUCGACACGGUCCGCCAAACAGAGGAAAUACUCGACCGAUCGCCACCAACGCGCCGCCGAGCUCUCGAUCCGCAUCGAAGAAGGUCACGGUCGACCCCUGCGCUGCCCGCCGCCGCUGGUCCGGGAAGAAGACAGCCCCUCAACGACGACGACGACGACGCCGACGUCGUUCGUGCAGGAUUUUUUCUCCAGACCGUCCCAGGCAAAGAAGGGCCACGUCGCGGCGGCCUCGUCGCUAACCCACUCCGACUUCUUUCCGUGUCCCCUCGACGUGCACCCGGGCCAGCGCGUGAGGGGCUUCUCGGACGCUGCUGCCAUCGCCUUCGACGACGAGAAGAAACACGGACUCGUGGUCGACGCGCAGGAAGAGCAACCGCUGGCAUUCACCAACCCGUUCCCCGAGCCCAACCCGCAGCAGCAGCUCGAGCUCGAGCAGCGUGCCGCCGUAUUUCGACGCGUCAACACCGACAUCAACGCCGAAGAGGCCCAGAUCCGCAUCACCCGCUCCGCGUCGGACGUCGUGGGCCGUCGCGCCGGUGCCAGUCGCCCCAUCGACCGCAUCCGGCGCUGCUUGGGCAUCAAGCCUGCCAUCAAGCCCGGUGCCAUCAGUGGCAUCAAGCACGCCGCCGGGCUCGCGACGACGCACGCCACGGCCAUCCUCUCACAGAAACCGGCCCCGCUGUUCAAGCGCAGGGCGCUCUAUGUGUUGGAGUACGACGUCGACGACCAGGGCGUCCUGCUCUGCGCACCGCCCAAGCUGUGCGAAAACGUGGCCGGGCUGCGCAAGCACCUGGAGGAGGACGAGCACGCGGAAUCCCUGCUCCGGCUGAUCUACGUCUGCAACAACGAAGAGGCCAUCAACUACCUGAGCAACGCGUUCGGCAUCAGCGGCUCCAGCGCCGAGACCGGCGAGCGCAGCUUUCGCGACUGGAUGCAAGACGACCGCGACACGCGCCGGGCCUCGCACAAGGCCAUUCGCUGGCGGCCGGCGUUCGACAUUGCCAGAGGUGUCAUCUGCAUGGCCUUUGGGCUGGAUUUUGGAUCGUUGGUGGUGCCGCGCCAGGAAACUCCUUCUCCUCAUUCUCAUUCUCAUCAUCAUCAUCACCAUCAUCAUCAUCACCCGCAUCUUCAUCGGCAUCCCCAGCAACACCAGCAUGCGCAACAACCCGUGCAGCCCACCACCAGGCCCUCGCUCUACCGGCAGCGCAUCUCCGUCUACAUGCAACGUGCCUCGUCGCAAGCCCUGCCCGGCCCACGCGUCACGCGCUUCAACUCGGGCUCCCGCCAUUUGCACGACAUGGCCAAGCGCGACACGAUCAUCAUCUGUGAGUAUUCAUCCGGCGAGGCCGGGGAGAUCGUCAGUGCGAAUGUCCUGCUGGGUCUGAACCCGGGGGCUCUUUUCCCGCCGCCGGCGCCCUUUGCCUUCAGCCCUGGAGCGCAAGAGGACACCCGAAAGACCCCGGCUCCCGUAGUGGACACCACACGACGGUCCGCGUCGACGCCCACGCUGCAAGCCGUCCUCUCGCACGUCUUCGACGGCCUGUACCAGCUGUGGCGCGACCAGAUCGCGCUGAUCCACGAGCCGCACGCCGCGCUGGAGGACCACAUCUACGCGCACCCGGCCGACUCGUCGCGCGCCCGCGACGUUUGGGCCAUGUCGCAGCGCCUGCACAACAUGCUGAAGCUGGUCAACCGCCACUCCAAGGUGGUCGAGGCCGUGCAGGACGACUUUGCCGUCUUUGCCGAGUUUGCCGAGAUGAUGAUGAUGGUGGACAAGUACCCGUACCAGUACCAGUAUCAGUAUUAUCACUAUCACGAUGGCGGCGGCGGUAAAUGGCACGGGGGAGGGGCGCCUGAGCAGUGGCGGCCAGGAGAAGACGGGUUCUCGGGAGCCAGAGAACGCAGUAGUGGUGGUCCUCGUGGCGCCGGUAGUGGUGGUGGUGGUGGUGGUGGUAGUAGUAUUGGAAGCAAUGCUACGACCUGGCUGACGCCGCUGCUGGACGACUUUGAGGUGCUGGCCGAGAACAUUGGCACCGAUUACCUCGAGCCGCUGGAACAUAUGAUUGACCUGAUGUACAAGUCCGUCACGAUCCGCGACUCCAAGGUGUCUCUCGAGCUCAACGCCAGCCUGUGGCGGCUGAGCUGGAUCACCUUCAUCUUCCUGCCGCUGACGUUCCUGGUCGGCGCCUUUGGCAUGAACGUCGACGCCCUGCGCGACAACCCCAGCCUCAAGUGGUACUUUGUCGCCGCCGUGCCGUUGAUGCUGGCCGUUUUCUUCCUCUGGUUCGCCAUGCGCCGCUUCGCCCCCGGCCGAGACAGGGCCGGACUCCUCGACGCGGCCGUCCUGGGUGCCGGGCUGGGCACUCGCUCGCUGUGA
This is a messenger RNA of Fonsecaea erecta, 2409 nucleotides long. RefSeq lists its product as hypothetical. Gene Ontology annotation, cellular component: membrane. Lineage: Eukaryota; Fungi; Ascomycota; Eurotiomycetes; Chaetothyriales; Herpotrichiellaceae. Bases 1 to 2409 code for a protein of 802 amino acids. Gene Ontology annotation, biological process: transmembrane transport; metal ion transport. The record is from RefSeq and is a predicted model, not a curated record. Gene Ontology annotation, molecular function: magnesium ion transmembrane transporter activity; cobalt ion binding; cobalt ion transmembrane transporter activity. The transcript is spliced from 4 exons.